Molecule: messenger RNA, 3438 nt
Organism: Zootoca vivipara (common lizard)
Lineage: Eukaryota; Metazoa; Chordata; Lepidosauria; Squamata; Lacertidae
Gene: TRIB1
Product: tribbles pseudokinase 1
Biological process (GO): regulation of MAP kinase activity; protein phosphorylation; positive regulation of proteasomal ubiquitin-dependent protein catabolic process
Cellular component (GO): nucleus
Molecular function (GO): ATP binding; mitogen-activated protein kinase kinase binding; protein kinase activity
Source: RefSeq, a predicted model, not a curated record
GGGUCUGACACUUCUGUUUUUAGUGUAUCUGAAGAAGUGUGCAUGCACACGAAAGCUCAUACCAAAAUAUAAACUUAGUUGGUCUUUAAGGUGCUACUGAAGGAAUUUUUUUAUUUUGCUUAGACAAUAUAUGUUGGUCCUGGCUGCUUUUCUCCAGCUGGUGGUUCUGAUUUGUCUGAAGAAUGAUUAUAGAUGUUGUCGAAAUCAACAAAUCAUUUCAGCACAUCCAGUUUGGACUAUUUGCAAGGAAUGGCUGCAGUUUUAAGUCACAUGGGAUGAACGCUGUUGACCCGAGGGACUGCAAACUGCAGUAAAUUUUGCAUUUCUCCAUAUUUUCCAAUGCAAAAAUGCUCCAAUCAAGGGAUCUCUAGGAAAAUGCAUAUUGCUAGGUAAAGGAUGCAUAGGAAUGCAUAUACUGUAGAGGUGAAAAUGACGUGCAAAAGCAAUAGGGGGAAUUGCUUGCAAAAAAAAUGCCUAUUGGGCAAAAUCGCAUGCAAAAAUGGAUAAAUUUUGCACUAAAAUGUUUAUGCGUUGGGUGGAGAUGUUUCUCGGGCUUCCUUUCCAACUUUGCAGUUCUCCCUUUCUAUAUUAUUCAUGGCUGAAUGUGGAGAACUGAAUUUAAGAUUGGGAAAAUGUGGGGGGAAUGGGUGGCGAAACGAGACUGACGAGACUUCCCCUCCAGAGCAGCCGGCGGCUUCUCGCACCCAUUGCAAGUCGCGCUCGGGGCCCAAUGCAACGUCGGUGAAGGCUGCUGCCUUUGAGCGUUUCUUCCACUGCUAUCCAACUUUUCCCAGCUUGAUUGGGGGAACUUGAACCCCGAUCUCUCCCAGCCGAGUACUCUAACCUCCACCCCGCGCCGUUCUGAAGUGCCCCGGUGCGCUCCGCCGCUCCAGGCGAAUGACAAAGGCGCUCCCUCUCGCCUCCCAGGUUCUUCCCAUUGCCUGGCUCGAGAUCGCUCGGCUCUCUUCCCUUUUUACUCGCUCCGUCGGCUGCAGCCGUACUGAAUGGGGCCGAGGCCGCCAAUGGGAGGCCGGGCUCCCCGAGGCUCCGCCCACUUCCCCUUGCGUCACGGGGAACUUUGAUGAGCUCCCGGGAGUUUGGCCGCGCUGCCGGCAGAUGGUGAGCGGAGGGGCGCUCCUGCAGUUGUGGCCGGACGCUCUCCAUCGAGGGAGGAGGAGAGCAGGAGGGGAUGCGCGCCGGGAGCACUGGUUCCCUCGGAGCGGAGGAGGUCGCCUGAAUCAGCCGCAGAAGGACAAUUAAUUGGGCAGCAGCCGGAGCCGGUUUCCUUGGCCGCCUUGUUCCCGAGCCAGCGCGGCGCCCGUCCGGCUUCGCGCGCCACACCGCGCUCGGAUCACCGACGCCGUCCACUAGCUCCAUGAGCCGCCAGCUCGAGCCUCGCAGCCCCGCCGUGCUCCUGCACCCGCCGGCAGCCGGCGCGGGAGGUCCUCGCUGCCGGUGCUCGCCUGCCAAGCGGCUCCUGCUGCACGACGGCGCCGAGGACGCGCCGCCCGCCGCCAAGUGCACUCGCCUCGCCGUCGACUGCUCCAGCGCGGCGGCAGCGGCGCCCCACGAUUGCUUCAGUGCGCCGGGAUCGCCCUGCGGGCCAGUCUCUCCGGCCCCUGGAGGAGGCGGCUCGGUUGCGGGCACCCCCGGAGAGAACGGCAGCGCGCAGGGCCCCAGCCUUGUCGCCGGUUACCUCUUGUUACCCCUGCCCGACAGGGAUCACGUCUCCAGGGCGCUCGACAUCAACACCGGACGGGAGCUGCGCUGCAAGGUCUUCCCCCUCAAACACUACCAGGACAAGAUCCGCCCUUACAUCCAGCUGCCGUCGCACAGAAACAUCACUGGGAUCGUGGAAGUGAUUCUCGGGGAGACGAAAGCCUACGUCUUCUUCGAUAAGGACUUUGGCGACAUGCAUUCCUACGUGAGGAGCCGCAAGCGUCUUCCGGAGCAAGAGGCAGCCAGGCUUUUCAAGCAGAUCAUCUCGGCGGUUGCCCACUGCCACCAGUCUGCCAUUGUGCUGGGGGACCUCAAACUCAGGAAGUUCGUGUUUUCUAGUGAAGAAAGGACGCAGCUCCGGCUCGAAAGCUUGGAGGACACACACAUCAUCAAAGGGGAGGACGAUGCCUUGUCGGACAAGCACGGCUGCCCUGCCUACGUCAGCCCAGAGAUCCUUAACACGAUGGGGACUUAUUCCGGCAAGUCGGCUGACGUCUGGAGCUUAGGAGUAAUGCUGUAUACCCUCCUGGUGGGACGUUACCCCUUCCAUGACUCUGACCCUACUGCCCUCUUUUCUAAAAUCCGGCGCGGACAGUUCUGCAUUCCAGACCACGUCUCUCCCAAAGCGCGUUGCCUUAUCCGAAGCCUGCUCAGGAGGGAGCCCUCCGAGAGACUUGCGGCUCCAGAGAUCUUGCUGCAUCCUUGGUUUGACGCUGUUUUGGAAUCUGGUUGCGCCGACCAGGACACGAGGGCCUCCAAUCAGGUGGUUCCGGAGAAAUCCAGUGAGGACGACGAAAUUAGCUCCUUCUUUUGCUAGCUCUUGGUUUUUGCCUCGGGGGACAAGAAGCCUCUCACACUCUCGUUUUAAUUUCCACCCUCUCUCUUCGUUUUCUGUGGUCCUUCCCAAAAAUCAAGCUUUGGUCAGGACAGUAGCUAGGAUCUCAAACACCCUUGCAAGUAGGAGAUUUGCCAUCCUUCGCCUGCUUCACGAAUUCCCAUUUGAAUCCCUGUGGGACUUGGAGCAAAUGGACCUUUGCAAAACGUGCUCAGGCCUGGGACUUUUAGGUUGUGACUUUUAAAGUUUGCUCUGAACUUCAGUGGAGAAUUUCCUUACAUACAGGACUGUCUGGAAUAAGCAGUCUGAGGUUUGCAGUUUUUGUUGGCUGGCUUGUUUGGUUUUUUAAGAAAAAGCAAACCCCCCUGCAUAGCUGCCAAGUUUUCCCUUUUCUCACGAGGAAGCCUAUUCAGCAUAAUUUCCCUUAAAAAAAGGGAUAACUUGGCAGCUAUGACCCCCUGUAGCUUCUUGGUUCCAUGUUCAGAUCCAUACAGCCUUGUUCUGCAGGCCAGGCUAUAUUGUUGAAGAAACUACAGAAGGGCCAGCUGGAUUGCUCUGUCUCUCCUACAUCCAAAGUGACAGGGCUCUGGGCUGGCUUAGAUUAUAGAAUCUCCUCACUGGUGAUGUAAGAGAGAAUGCAGGCAAAGUUCUUUAAGUGCUAGGCUUGUGAUAGUCACAGUGCAAAAAAAAAAUCAACCGGAUUGUCUAUUUUUAUAGCUAAGAUUAUCUAACUGGUUUUGAGCUUGCAUCUCCUGACAAGUGAGAAUCACCCCCUUCUGCCUCCAGUUUGCCAGUUCCUUUUCUUAGCUGCAUUUCAAGGUUUGCAGCUCGAAACCCAUUUGACUGUUUUCAGCCCUCCAGGAGGUGAUUAACCAGGAAUUACC